AUGGCACAUUCAGAUUCAGAUAUUUCUUCGCUGUCAUCAGCACCUCCGACAGAUGAUGAAGCUAUGGAGGUCGAUGAAGCUCCAGUUGGUAUUGCAAAGUACUUUAAGAAGGAGUCGGAAACUCCGCCGCCAAAGCGGGAGCCAUCACCACCGCAUGAAUAUGUCCUGGCCGAUAAUCCCAAGAUUCCUUUCCUUGUCACGUUCCGCGCGCGCUUCCACGAAGCCUUUCCUCGAAGCAUGCCUCAUUUUGGACCACAGGAUAUUGAGAGAGGGUUAGAAGAGUCACCGCCUGGUGAAUAUGUAGAGAGAUUACUAUGCGCAUUACUUGGCCUUGUUUUGAACCGCAAGAAGGACGUUGAACGGAAUCACUACACGCGACCACUGGAAGAGGCAAUUUCGACGCAUCAGUCGCAAUGGCCCAAAGCAUGGGAGGGCAAGAAUCCCCUUCAUGGGGGUCGCAGCUUUGCGACCAUGUCGCCGGAAGAACGUCUCGAACUAUUAAGAGCAUUGGUUCUCUGGUCUCUUUCCUCAUCUGAUGCCAUUCAGGCCAAAAUCAAGGAAUCGUACAAACAAGCGCGCCACGACGAUGAUCUCAACCAACCGCUGUCUGUCCAAGCCUGGGGCCGAGAUAGUUUGAAAAGGCGAUACUGGCUCAUUGAAGGGCAAGAUGACACCCAUUUCCGCCUGUACCGAGAAAGUAACCCCUCUCUGAAGAAUAUCAGCUGGCGGAGUGUCGCUGGAAGUAUUCCUGAGAUACAAAUCAUUGCCGAGAAGCUUCAGCAAGAGAAGGGAACAAAUGCCAAGAAACUUAGUGAGCGGAUUAUGGCAGCUAUUCCACGAUUCGAAGCAUCAGAAGAGGUCAGUUUUAAACGGCGCCGUCGUGAUUAUCGUCUUGCACGCAAGGCUGCGUUCUCUCGACCUGAGCCUGGCUUUUCAAUGUACGAAGGCCGCACUCGUGGCAAACGGUUGAAGUACACGUACUCUGAGGAUGAGGACAUGUUCUCCGACGACCAAUCUACCAGGCGGUCUGCUCGCAAUGCCUCAUCUAAUGUGGCACCUGCUGAGUCUCGUACACGAUUUACUGCUAGCGGAAGACAGGUCCGAUCUCGCGCUGGAGGCCUAUACGGAGAGGCCCUGCUUAGUGGACAGCGAGAAGAUUCGGAUGAAGAGGAAGAAGAUACUACACGACCACAGAGAUCUAGAACAUCUACUAAUCCUAAUGGCUAUUCUGGGUAUGCGGCUGAUGACCUUGAUGAUGAGUCGGAGGCUCGAGAUUCUGGAAAUGAAAGUGGCCAUGAAUGGUGCAGUGGAGAUGAUGAAAACGAUUUUGAGGGCGACGACGAAGGAGAAAAUGCAAGUGGCGAUGACCUUGUUGUCCAGCUUCGAUAUGGGAAAGGAAAUGUACCAAGUGAACUCAAAACAUCUGCCGAGGAGCCGCCUCCUGGGCAGGAUCCUCUGGUGAAACCUGUUAGUCAAGAUGGGGCCUCUACAGUUUACCCUACUCCCGCACCGCAGACUUCACAGCCGAUCACUACGCCUGCAGCUCCAGCGGCAGUGGUAGCUGCAUCGCCCAUGUCAAUUGGUGCCAUCACUGAAGCCCCAAAGAGCAGUCACCCAACCGAAGCCAAUGGAUGGUCUGGACCAAUUCCUCAUGCCGAAAGUCAUUCUGUCGCUGGAGCCCCUCAAGCUCCUCUUACCCCAUGA
Penicillium malachiteum is the source of this 1704-nucleotide messenger RNA. RefSeq lists its product as uncharacterized. The transcript has 6 exons. Lineage: Eukaryota; Fungi; Ascomycota; Eurotiomycetes; Eurotiales; Aspergillaceae. The coding region runs from base 1 to 1704 and encodes 567 amino acids. The record is from RefSeq and is a predicted model, not a curated record.